Acyrthosiphon pisum (pea aphid) is the source of this 943-nucleotide messenger RNA. RefSeq lists its product as uncharacterized. Bases 598 to 906 code for a protein of 102 amino acids. The record is from RefSeq and is a predicted model, not a curated record. NCBI's taxonomy places the organism in Eukaryota, Metazoa, Arthropoda, Insecta, Hemiptera, Aphididae. The transcript has 2 exons.
AGAACAGUGGCGGCGUGACAAGGGUUUUAUGAAACCCGGGUCUCAUGGCGAUUUAGGUGGGUGGGUAGAUGUCGUGGUCAUGUUUAUUACUUUUCUAUGGUGUGUGUACCUAUUAUUAUAAAUGUACUCGACACUCGUAAACUCUUUGAGGGUGGGUAAUCCCUAAAAACGUUUUUAUCUCACGAAUGAAAAAUGUUCACGCCACCACUGGUGACCUAGAAACCCAGUCGUGUUUUUAACGUUGUACCCUUCAUUUGUGAUAUUUAUUCCUUUUGAUUACUUUUAUUUUAAUUUUUUUAUAUUAACUAAAUAAUUAUGUGUCGUAUAAUUCUCGAAGACGACAUCUCACGUAACGAACAAAUUUUGCAAAAUGCGUAAGUGUUAGUAAUUUUAAAUUAUUUUGAUAUAUAUUUAUAUAUAUAUAUUUUUUUAUUCAGUGAGAUAAUUGAGCCGCCGGUCGUUCGGUCAGCUAACCCUGACACUAUAAUUUAUUUAAGACGGUUGCAUCAAGAAUAUUUACUUAUAAAUAAUUCAGGUGAGAAGAAGAGGAUAUGGUCAGCACAUGCGAGAUCGGUUUCUGUACGGUGCAAUGUAGAAAUGAGAGUUUUGUGUAUGUUGAUGCGUGAAAGUCAUUAUGAUCGAUCGAUUCCUGAAGAUGAGGUUAUAAUUCAACUAUCGUUUCGUGAGUUAUUACACUCAUCUAGAACAAUCAGGAGGCAUACCCAGUACUAUAUCAUUAUGCAGUUACUAUAUGGACUCAGGCGAAUUGCGAUUUUCGAUUCCGAACGCAUUAGGGAAAAAUUAGAAAUGGAUUGGACGUUAAAUGUCCUAACCAUUCUUACCUACUUAGAUUUCGACUUCGACACUUCUCGUUUUAUACUACAUAGAAUAAGAAACCUGAACUAAAAAUGAACUUAUAAAUAAUAUUUUCCUUAUUACCAUA